Acanthoscelides obtectus is the source of this 2287-nucleotide messenger RNA. Lineage: Eukaryota; Metazoa; Arthropoda; Insecta; Coleoptera; Chrysomelidae. The record is from the annotation of a GenBank genome assembly.
UCAUCCGCGCUCGUUCUUCCGCCGCGUUCAGUUUAUCCGCGGCUGCCUACGCCAAUAUAUCUUCACGUUCAGGAUGUCGUUGCGGUACCCGAGCCCGUGGUUCCUAAUGAAAAUCGCGAUCGUGGCCAUCUUCUCCACGGUGGUACUUGCACCUGGUGCCUUCGGAAUCAGGAUACCCGACAACCAACAGACCGCUGCCAAAUGGACCGCGAACGGGUUUUACUCCUACCCGCAUCCCAAAGAAAGGAAACUUCUUCCCCAGGAGGUGAUGGUCGAGGUGACCAAUCGUUUGGGGUUGGAGUUAUUGGCAAUACACAACGAAAAUAACGAGAACAACAUCGCGUUAUCACCUUACGGUGCUCUGAGCGUCUUGGUCAUUUUGGGCGAAGGGCUACAAGGUGAUGCUGUUCGAGAAAUCCAAGAUGCUGCGAAGCUACCGAAUGAUAUUUCUGUCAUCCGAGUCGGCUUAAGGGAUAUUCAUAAACAUCUGAAGAGCUAUUUCUUCCCCAAAGAAGGCUUUCUAGCAGGCCUCACUUUGAACCACGAGAACAUCACCUUCAGGCCAGAAUACGAAGACGUCCUGAAGUUCUACGGAUACGACAUCUCAUCCUUUAACAACGCUCUGUUUCCUGACUCUGAGGAUACCACCACAGCGGUUCCUCUGGAAACCACGGCCUCGGCAGCAUCUGCAGCGACUGAUAUGAUGGAUUCAGAUGGAUCUGACACCACGACAGCAUUAGCAACGACAACAAAAGCAGCUGCAACCACCUCCACAGAGACACCAAGUACGACAACCCCACCAGCCAUAAAGUCUGAAACGACCACGGUGACCACAGAACCACCGAAAGUAGAAAGCACGACAGUAACGAUUACAACGACAACGGAGAAACCAACGACGACGACAGCAGUACCAACAACUACCACAACUGCACAACCCACAACAACAACAACUACCACUCAACCUACAACCACCCUGACAACUACUAAGCAACCAAGCACAACCACUCAGGCAACCACAACAACCACAAAGGCCACCACUACGACGACUCAACCAACAACAACCACUACUACACAGCCAGAAACAACUACAACUGAAAUCAAUGAAGAAACCUCCACUGGAAUCCAUAUCGAGUCCGAAGAUGAGACAGAGAUUGUAACAGAGAUCGUUACUGAAUUUUUCACGGAGAUUGUCGAGGAAGAUGAUACUGAAGUACCAGUUACAGAAGAAGGCUCCGCAGCGACUGAACAACCUGAAGCAGACAGCUUAAUUCCAUCGAGCGUUACCGAAAGCACCACCACAUUGGAGUCUGAAACAACGGCUGUGGAUCAACCUACGACCCAAUCGACUGCAGCGAUGGAUACUUCGACGGAAAUGUCAACGCUUUCUAUGACGCAGGUUGCAACAGAGCAGACUGCAGGAGCAGCAAGGGAAGCUAGAUCCAAGGAGGCCAUUAAAAUGGCCCCGCACAAGAAUACUGUGAGGCCGAAGCCAAGGAAACCAAGAUCGGUAAUGGACUACCUGCUAGCGAAAUACUACGACAAUUUCUACGUCCCCGAGGAUCUGAAGGCCGGUACGACCAGGACCUUCUUGCCAUCCGACAAGACAUUCUCCCCAGUGCCUGCAGCACAAGUGCCGGCAAACUUCCUGGUAUACGGCAAGUUCCGGGACUACCACGUAAACUUCAUGCAGUACGACGCGGUGCUGCCGUACUACUUCGUGCCUUAUUUGAGCUGCGUCGCGCUCAGUUUGCCUCUUGACAGCGCCAACUACUACUUGCUCCUGCUCCUGCCGACCAAUGAACGCGGUAUCGACAAGCUGAUACACGAUCUGCGUCUGGGUCCCAGUUUGAAGGAGAUCGUCAGGAAUCUCAGGCAGAGGCAUGUUGUGGCGACGAUACCCAGCUUCACGUUGAAAGGGUUCGUGAAUUUGACGCCCACGCUACAGAGGCUGGGCGUCAGAAGAAUAUUCGAACCACGCCAAGCAGACUUUUCACCAAUGACAAACUACAGGGAGGAUGUUUAUAUAACGAAUAUCGAACAGGCCAUCACAGUUAACAUCAGGAACUAUGUGGAUCCCGGUAUGCUACAGGAGGAUACGGAGUUGAGAAAAAUCGCCCCACUUGAAUUCACCGCAGAUCAUCCUUUCCUGUACUUCGUCAUGGACUCCGAUUUGCACGUGUCUCUCAUGGCUGGAAAAAUAGUGAACCCCACAAACUCCAGGAUCAGAUAAUAUAAAAGAGACAUUGGAUGUACAUUGUAUACUAUAGAUAAGUUUGUACAUAUAAAU